AUGGAUGAAGGAACAACUGGCCCCCAGCUCGAACUAGAUAUGAGAGCACGAAAAACAAAACACAUCACGCGGGCCUGUGUCGGGUGCAGAAAGAGGAAGACAAAAUGCGAUGGGGCCAAGCCGCGAUGUGCCAACUGCGCGCUCUACCAGCAGGCUUGCACGUUCUCCCCCACGAUCGACAAGCGCAAAAUGGCCUCGAAAGAAAGAGUAUCGAUGAUGGUGGCAUAUAUCCAGGACCUCGAAGCCUUGGUCAUUACCAAUGGUCUUGACCUCCCAAGCAGUCGACCGGACAUCCUUUUACCACCGGUUGCUCCCAGCGCACCCGCCGAUAUCCAACCGCGUGAGAGCACCAAGGCUUUUCCAACGUGGCCGGCCAGCGAGGAUCAAGCACAAAUGCUCGGAGAUCGGUCCUCCGUGCCUUCAACUGAGGACUCACCAGCUACACAUUGCGGCCUUUCGGUGUCUACCGAAUCAUCAUCCGUAUUAAAUACCCUCUCCGACCGUAUCGGAUCGCUGCAAGUGGCAGAAGACGGCCAGUUGCGCUUUUUCGGACCGACUUCAAAUCUACAUAUCUCACAUGUUGGACCGUUUCCAUUGUUCAAUUCCAACAUCCGAUCCGUGCAUCGAACCGAGGAACUCGUUUUAAAGGCGGCAGGUGUGGAUCACCACGUUGACGAAGAGCUGGAGGAUCACCUCACCAAAUUAUACUUCGCCUGGGAAAAUCCCAACAUUCCUAUUGUGGAUGAAAGAACGUACUACGAAGAGAAGAUGCGGUAUCGGAAGCUCGAUCAAGACAGCCAUCGAUAUUCCGAAGUAUUGAUGAAUGCAAUGUGUGCGAUAGGCGCCGCCUUGACUUCUCGCUAUCGGCCCGAUCUUCCAGAGUCCUUGGUGGACUUCUUUGCGACAAGAGCAAAGGCCCUUUUGGAAGUAGAAAUGGACUCUCCGACUUUGAGCACUGUUCAGUCCCUUGGAAUCUUGAGUGGGGUAGAAGCCCUUCUCACAAGAGACGCUCGGGGUUGGCUUUAUAGCGGAAUGGCUAUGCGGCUCGCAAUUGACCUCGGCUUGCACGUAGAUCCUACACCUUUCGUCGAACGAGGCGUCAUGGACAUGAACGAAAAUGUGGAGCCUCCGCCGCGCCCUGCAAAUCUAUCGGAUACGAACAAGAUGUGGUCUCCAUACGUGGAUGAAAACCGCAGCAGCACUGACUGGGAGUGUCGCUCGUGCCUCGAUGAAGUUGCACAAGCGACGAUCGAUCUUUGUUCAAAGAUGUCUUCUAUUCGAAAGGUUCUAUACAAUGCCCCCAAAGAUGGUCCCCUGGACAUGCAAAGGCUCCACAAUUUUGCCACCAAGACUCGGCACGAGCUCGAUGCCUGGCAAGCCCAAUUGCCAGAGGGCCUAUGUGUGGAUAUUACACAAGCUGAAUGCGUCUAUCCCCCUCAUGUCCUGCAACUUCACAUGCAACUGCAUGCUUUACGGAUUAUUGUGGACCGGCCAUUCGUGCUCUCGGACGCCGCCACCAGUGCUCUAGCACCUGAUCAAAUCAGCGAAAGCCGUGAGUCCUGCAACGGCGCAGCUCUGGGAAUCACGAAGCUCGUUCAAAUCUUCCGGCGUCAUUAUUCCCUUCGUCGUGUCAACAUCCAAGCUGUUCAUCUCAUUUUCACAGCAAUGCUUGUCCACGUCCACAAUGCCUGCCUGUCUGAAGAUUAUGAGAUCUGCCACGCCGCCCAAAGACACUUGGAAAUAUGCUCCCAAGCCCUCGGGGAGAUCGGUCAGGCCUACAAAAAUGCGCUCCGAGCGCUGGAAGUUAUUACGUCCAUCAAGUCAAGCCUUCUGCUAAUUCAAAGAAGAGCUAUGAACCCCUGGGCUGAGCUGAUGAAUCAGCCAGGAUUUAUUAAUUCAAUGGUUGCCUCGGGUCAACCGCAGUCUACGGUGCCGGUACUUAAUUCGGAAGCCCAGCUACCGCGGUCAACUGGUGACUUUGGUACCGACGGCCUCCAGGGCGUUGACUUGCUCAGGGGGCUGGGCUUGGAAGUACCAAAUACUUCCUUGGCCGGCCAGGUGGUUUUGCUUGAGCAAUGGCCUUGGAACUCGCUGAGCGCGUCAUUAGCGCCUUCAAAUGCGGAGGAAGAUCUUCCUGAUGUAAACCUAGGAUAA
Molecule: messenger RNA, 2154 nt
Organism: Penicillium cataractarum
Lineage: Eukaryota; Fungi; Ascomycota; Eurotiomycetes; Eurotiales; Aspergillaceae
Product: Zn(II)2Cys6 transcription factor
Exons: 7
Coding region: 1-2154 (717 amino acids)
Biological process (GO): DNA-templated transcription; regulation of DNA-templated transcription
Molecular function (GO): DNA-binding transcription factor activity, RNA polymerase II-specific; zinc ion binding; DNA binding
Source: RefSeq, a predicted model, not a curated record